GUGUGUGUGUGUGUGUGUGUGUGUGUGUGUGUGUGUGUGUGUAUAAAGGCGAGAGAUUGCCUUUACUUGUGUCAUUACCUGUAAAAAUGGCUCCUCGAUUGCUGACGUCUACUCUUCUCCUGUUGGUGUGCGCAGGUACAGGGACCCACGGCUACUUGUGCGACGACGCCCUUACAAAUUGCCUUGGUGUAGGUUACUAUAACAAAUGCCAUGACUUCUGUGACACCCAGUACUUCACCUGCGAGGAGAUAGGGGGCCCAGGCGUGCUGUCCACCUGCCCCUACGGCCUGGUGUUUAAUACUGACCCUGCCGGAUCUAAUAAGUGUGUGCUGUAUGAAAAUUGCUUCUUUAGCAACGCAGGCUGUGAUGAUUCCGUCGUACCUGUGUGCCAGACCACCUUUGAAUUAAUACCGAAAUGCAGAGAUUGUCAGAAUACGUUCUUUAUUUGUGACGGAACCAACGCCGCUGCAAUUCCAGGGACGUGUGGCGCUGGUCUGGUGUUCAAUCCCAUUCCCUCGCACCCCGCCUGUAUCCCCGAGGACCUGUGCCCCUGUACUGAGCCCCCCUGCUGAGUGGCCGUCGUGUGGCUUCAGCCUGGUGGAGUGUUGGGCACAAUCAGGUCUAGUAUUUGUGAAACUCUUCAACAUUUUGUAAAGUCAUGUCAGGUUAAUUGGCUCUUGUUAACCUGUUUGGAUAAGGAGGGCAGGUUUGUAGCUCAUUAAGUGUCCCUCCUAAGGUUUGCUGCGAAGCCUUGACAUUAUUUCUGUUAGUCUUCAUUCGCUUUAAAUUUUUGAAGAUAUUCUUUUUAUGGUGGGGUGACCAAAACUGUAUUUUGUGUAAGUCUUUAAGAUGACGCCACCGCAAAACACUCAAA
Portunus trituberculatus (swimming crab) is the source of this 874-nucleotide messenger RNA. RefSeq lists its product as uncharacterized. Gene Ontology annotation, cellular component: extracellular region. Bases 87 to 572 code for a protein of 161 amino acids. NCBI's taxonomy places the organism in Eukaryota, Metazoa, Arthropoda, Malacostraca, Decapoda, Portunidae. The transcript is spliced from 2 exons. The record is from RefSeq and is a predicted model, not a curated record. Gene Ontology annotation, molecular function: chitin binding.